GAGAAGGGCUGAGCUGCGACACUCAGUCACAGUCACAGAGAGGCAGAGGUGUGAGUGAGUUAGGCAGAGGAAGAAAGGGAGACUUGGAAAGUAAUAGCAGGUUUUCUGUUUCAUUUUGGUUGAAAGUGGGAAAGAGAUUACAACAUAUCCGGCAGUGAGAAAAGAAAGGGAGAGAACCCUAUAAUUUCUUUUUUAGAGGGGUUUGUCAUACUUCUCCACCCGAAUAAAGCAGUCUCUCUGAGUGCAGUUUCAGGGACACUGAGGACCAGGGGUUGCAAUGAUAAGGAUUUUGGUAACUUGCGUCUCCAUGGUGUCCAUCACCGCGAUGGUGGCUGGUGGUCGUGGUGGAUACGGAAUGAGUAUGUUCGCGGCUCAAUCCUCUCCCCCGGACCCUUGUUACGACGAGAACGGCAACCCCAGACGCUGCAUCCCCGACUUUGUGAACUCCGCGUUCGGGAAGGACGUGCGCGUGUCCAGCACCUGCGGCACCCCGGCGUCGCGGUACUGCGUGGUGACCGAGAAGGGCGAGGAAAGAUCGAGGGACUGCAACAUCUGCGACGCCACGGACCCCAAGAAGACCCAUCCACCUGCGUAUCUCACAGACCUCAACAACCCUCACAACCUCACCUGUUGGCAAUCGGAGAACUACCUGCAAUACCCCCAAAAUGUGACCCUGACGCUGUCCCUGGGGAAGAAGUUCGAGGUGACCUACGUGAGCCUCCAGUUCUGCUCUCCUCGUCCUGAAUCCAUGGCCAUCCUCAAGUCCAUGGAUUAUGGGAAGACCUGGGUGCCCUUUCAGUUCUACUCAACCCAGUGCAAGAAAAUGUACAACAAGCCGAGCAAAGCUGCGAUCACCAAGCAGAACGAGCAGGAAGCGAUCUGCACGGACUCUCACACGGACAUGCAGCCGUUAACAGGUGGGCUCAUCGCGUUCAGCACGCUGGAUGGCAGACCUUCCGCGCAUGACUUCGACAACUCUCCCGUCCUGCAGGACUGGGUCACGGCCACCGAUAUCAAAGUGAUCUUCAACCGGCUGCACACGUUCGGGGAUGAGAAUGAGGAUGACUCGGAGCUCGCCAGGGAGUCGUAUUUUUACGCGGUGUCUGACCUGCAGGUCGGCGGUCGCUGCAAGUGUAACGGGCACGCGUCAAAGUGCGUCAAGGACCGGGAAGGGAACCUAGUGUGUGAGUGCAAGCACAACACGGCGGGACCGGAGUGUGACAGGUGUAAGCCGUUCCACUACGACCGGCCGUGGCAGCGCGCGACGGCCAGAGAGGCGAACGAAUGUGUCGCCUGUCACUGUAAUCUUCAUGCCCGUCGCUGCCGCUUCAACAUGGAACUGUAUAAGCUAUCGGGCCGCAGGAGUGGAGGAGUGUGUCUCAACUGCAGACACAACACAGCCGGACGGCACUGCCACUACUGUAAAGAGGGCUACUACAGAGACAUGACCAAGGCCAUCUCACACAGGCGAGCCUGCAAAGCCUGUGAUUGUCACCCGGUCGGUGCAGCUGGUAAGACCUGUAACCAGACGACUGGACAGUGUCCAUGCAAAGAUGGUGUGACUGGCAUCACCUGCAACCGCUGUGCUAAAGGAUACCAGCAAAGCAGAUCACCUAUCGCCCCAUGCAUCAAAAUCCCUGUUGCUGCUCCCACAGCCACCUACAGCAGUUCAGAAGAGCCUACAGACUGUGACUCCCACUGCAAGAGCCCCAAGGGCAAGAUGAAGGUCACCAUGAAAAAAUACUGCAAAAAAGAUUUCGUAGUCCAGGUUCACGUACUAAAAGGAGACAAGGCGGGCGAAUGGUGGAAAUUCACUACCAACAUCAUAUCCGUCUAUAAGCAGGGCGGACACCGCAUUCGCAGAGGAGACCAGCCCCUGUGGGUCCGCGCUAAAGACGUGGCCUGCAAGUGCCACAAAAUUAAACCCGGGAGGAAGUACCUGCUCAUGGGCUCUGACAGCGACGACUCCCGCGGUCAGAGCGGCGUGGUGGCGGACAAGGGCAGCCUGCUCAUCCCGUGGAAGGACCUGUGGGCCCGUCGGCUACGGAAAUUCCAGCAGCGUGACAAGAGGGGCAAGUGCUAGAGGGAUUGAAGAACAGGAGAGAAGGAAAGUAAAAUAAUGACCCGAGCACCUACAAGUCGGAGCAGAUUGAUUGACGAUUGAUCAGAACUGUGGUGAAGGACAACCACUUGUGCAGUUUUGUGCAGCCUUUUUUGUUGUUGUUGUUGUUCCCAUCAAGAUUUUAUUUUUUCAUAUCUUCAAUUUUGCAGAAUUUGCACCUGCUAUUAAGUAUACAUAUAUGUAAAGUCGUUUAUGUGUGAUCCUUUAUGAUUUCUGCCUUUUUCCACAAAUAUAAAAAGAAAACAAGCUACUGAGUCAAUGUAUCUACAUGAACGCUUCACUUCAGAAGAAGGGUGAUGGCGGUCGACGUUUAAAAGCGCAUGCAGUGGGCUCCGAAAGUCUGAAGCAAGAUUUAAAACCUGGAAUUAUACAUAGUUGCAGAAAUGUAAAACAAAGAAGAAUUUAAAUGACAAAAUAUUCAUGAAUCUGGAAAUGUAUUCAAUUAUUUGACCUGUGGUGCACAUUUGACUCAUUGGGAUGAUGUUGCAAUCUCAUUCCCCUACUUUCAAAGAACAUAAAAUAAGUGCAAAAUAAAAGCACUUUCAUGACUUUUGGGCCACACUGUACAGUUUUUAUGAGAAUGCAGCAUACGUGAUUAUGAGGGAACUAUAAAGAUCUGUUAAGCAAACACAUGCCAAAAUUUCAUACUGUAUAACAUCAUUUCCAUUCCUUCCACUCAGAUAGAGAAUCUGUUGACAAUACCUCACUGUUGCUGUUUGGAAGAACUCUGAUUGGUUCAAAACUGCAUGACACCAUUUGGAUUAUUUGGUGCCGUACUUUUGGCCUUUGAUACUUUGAUAACUGUGGUGAUCUUUAAAGUGUGAAGUCUACCUUCUGUUCCAUAACUAGUUGUAGUAUGAGUUUAGACAAAUAGAGUAUGAUUGUUUUAACCACUUUAUGAUUUUUGAUUUGAAAAAAUAAGUGUAUUUUUCAUUACGAACAACAUGUUCUCUCUUUACUGCAGACUCCUAUUAUAUUAUACAGAAUAAAUCUGAGAUUUUCCAGAUAUUGAUAUUGCAAUAAUCACAAAAUUCCCCAAAAGUAGAUUUCAGAGGAAUCAGAGAAGCUCUACUAAAUUUGAGACUUACUGUAAGGUUUAGUGAUACAGGGAUCAAGGAUAUAACAGAACAAUGAACACAAGCCUGAAUGGUCUUCAUGGCUGUGUUGACCAGUGUAUGCAAACGUAAGGUUACCGCGUACCAAAAUAAAUCGGAUAAAAUGACUCUUAUUAUUUAGGGAAACAAACUAUUUUCUGUGUUAUCACUUGUGUGGUACCUUUCUUUGCUCUGGUACUUUACUACAGUGAUAUGCUCUACUGUUUUUGUAUAGUUGUAUAGUUUUCUUCUUUUUUUGUACAAUAUAUUUAGUAGAUUAUAUUCACAUGCAAUUAACCAUUUUUUAUUUUAUGAAUAUUCUGAAAAUAAGAAAAGGAAUUUUAGAUUUUCUUUGUUUACACGAGUUGAUAGUGUAGAGAGAGGGAUGUACUAUGUCUAUGAGACAUGAAAAUACACACACA
Molecule: messenger RNA, 3638 nt
Organism: Pimephales promelas (fathead minnow)
Lineage: Eukaryota; Metazoa; Chordata; Actinopteri; Cypriniformes; Leuciscidae
Gene: ntn1b
Product: netrin 1b
Biological process (GO): dendrite development; animal organ morphogenesis; tissue development
Cellular component (GO): basement membrane
Molecular function (GO): protein binding
Source: RefSeq, a predicted model, not a curated record